AUGCCAAUCAUCGCUCAAAAACGAUCAGCUGAAACCAGCUUAGUUGCUGUUCCACAAGUCGCUAAAAGAUCAAGAAAUGAUGAGAUUCAAACUUUCAAAGAUAAACAACUUGCUGAACAAGGAAUUCAUCGAGUUUCCAACUUAUUCUCACCUAUAAUGAAGCUUGAUGGACAUGAAAGUGACAUAUUUACUUGUGAAUUCAACUCUGAAGGAGAUUAUUUAGCAUCAUCCGGAUUUGAUCGAAAAAUAUUCUUAUGGUCAGUUUAUGGCGAAGAAUGUCAAAAUGUAUCAGUUAUGUCUGGUCACAAAGGUGCAGUUAUGGAAUUGCAUUUCAGUCCAAGUGGCGAAAGCAUUUACACUUGCUCCACUGAUAAGUUUGUAAGUGUUUGGUCUGUUGAAACCGGACAGAGGAUAAGGAAGAUGAAAGGACAUCAAAACUUUGUAAAUUCAAUCGAAAAUGCUCGACGUGGUGUUGAAACACUGGUUAGCGGAAGUGACGAUAACAUGAUAAAGUUAUGGGACGCUCGCAAGAAAUUUGUUUGUCAUACAUUGGAUAACGCUUAUCAAGUUACAGCCGUUUGUUUAAACGACACAGCAGAGCAGGUGAUCUCAGGUGGAAUAGAUAACGACAUAAAAAUAUGGGACUUUAGAAAGAACGAAGUUCUUUACAAAUUGAAGGGUCACACAGAUACAAUUACUGGGCUUGCACUUUCUCCAUGCGGUUCCUACGUUCUCUCUAAUUCAAUGGACAGUACAUUGCGAAUUUGGGAUAUCAGACCAUUUUGUCCUCAAGAUAGAUGUAAAGCUGUUCUCCAAGGUCAUUCCCACAACUUCGAAAAGAAUCUGUUAAGAUGUGCAUGGUCUAAAGAUGGAACGUUAGUCUCUGCAGGAUCAGCUGAUCGAUUUAUGUACAUUUGGGAUGUUAAUUCAAAGAAAAUCGCAUUUAAACUCCCAGGACAUUGCGGAUCUGUAAACGAUGUUGAUUUUCAUCCUAAAGAGCCCAUUGUAUUGUCGGGAUCAUCAGAUAAAACGCUUUAUAUGGGUGAAUUGGAACUUUAAUUGGUAAUGCGACAUUUUUUUAGCUAUUAAGCCACAGUUUCAAACAUUAAACAAAAAAAUAAAAUGAUUGAAAAAAUUAAUGCUCUGUUUUAAAUUGAUGACGCAAGCAGUGUGAGUGAGAAAGUUUCAUUUCGAAUUUUCUCAG
Clunio marinus is the source of this 1204-nucleotide messenger RNA. Lineage: Eukaryota; Metazoa; Arthropoda; Insecta; Diptera; Chironomidae. The record is from the annotation of a GenBank genome assembly.